This is a messenger RNA of Pocillopora verrucosa, 3394 nucleotides long. The record is from RefSeq and is a predicted model, not a curated record. Lineage: Eukaryota; Metazoa; Cnidaria; Anthozoa; Scleractinia; Pocilloporidae.
CGGUGAUACCAAGUGCACCGUUUUGUUACACACUUGUGGGCAAAUCACAUUUUCACAGGAGUUAAGAUACAACGAGAAGUCAAGUAUUUUUCUUGGAAAAGACCUUUAUUAGAGUUAAAUUUAUUGCAAGUAAUCUUCAGGCAUGUAGAAUUAACAAAUGACAUCGUUUGGAGAAUAGAGGGAUUCAGAGGAUAACAGUUUAACAGCUAUGGCAGAAAACAACCUCCCAACAACGGGAGAAGAACUGGAGGUGAAAAAUGAGUUCCCAGCCACAGCAACAGAGGAAAGUCAAGUUACGUCAAAUGACGCUGAACUGGAUGUAUACAAUGACCCUUUAAGAGGGAUAGCGGAAGUAUGUCUGGAGAAAGGUAACAAAGAAUACAGACAAGGAGAAGCUAAUAACGCCAUACGCUCCUACACGGAAGGACUUCAAGUGAACUGCAAAGAUAAACUACUGAACGCCAAGCUUUACAGCAACAGGGCAGCAGCUCAUUUCCGUUUGGCAAACUACGUGGAAUGUCUCGAUGAUACCACAGUUGCUGUUCAAUUGGAGCCCACUUUAAUCAAAGCUAUUAAGAAAGGAGCCAGAGCUUGUGUCGAACUUUGCUGGUAUAAAGAAGCAACGAGCUGGUUGCAUAUGGGAUUGGCCAUUGAAAACAAUAAAGAACGUCUGCUUCAAUUAAUAAGGAAAUCGAAUGUUGAACUAAAAGUCAAAGCGAACACUUAUGACAGUCUCGGAUGUACUUACUAUAGUGUCGAGCAGUUCAACACAGCAAUCGAGUACCAUCAACAAUGUCUAGAAAUUGCUAAAGAAGUGGGAGACAAGGCCGGAGAGGGAACAAGUUAUGCGAAUCUCGGCAACGUUUAUCAAGGUCUAGGAGAGUUCAAAACAGCCAUCAACUACCAUCAACGUCAUCUAGAAAUUGCUAAAGAAGUGGAAGACAAGGCCGGAGAGGGAACAAGUUAUGGCAACCUCGGCAACGCUUAUCAAGGUCUAGGGCAGUACAAAACAGCCAUCAAGUACCAUCAACGUCAUGUAGAAAUAGCUAAAGAGGUGGGAGAUAAGGCAGGAGAGGGAACUAGUUAUGGCAAUCGCGGCAACGCUUAUCAAGGUCUAGGAGAGUUCAAAACAGCCAUCCACUACCAUCAACGUCAUAUAGAAAUAGCUAAAGAAGUGGGAGACAAGGCCGGAGAGGGAACAAGUUAUGGAAAUCUCGGCAACGCUUAUCAAGGUCUAGGAGAGUUCAAAACAGCCAUCAAGUACCAUCAACGUCAUCUAAAAAUUGCUAAAGAAGUGGGAGACAAGGCCGGAGAGGGAAGAAGUUAUGGCAAUCUCGGCAACGCUUAUCAUGGUCUAGGACAGUUCAAAACAGCCAUCAAGUGCCAUCAACGUGGUCUAGAAAUUGCUAAAGAAGUGGGAGACAAGGCCGGAGAGGGAAAAAGUUAUGGCAAUCUCGGCAUUGCUUUUGAUAGUUUAGGAGAGUUCAAAACAGCCAUCCAGUACCAUCAGAAAUGUCUUGAAAUUGCUGAAGAAGUGGGAGACAAGGCCGGAGAGGGAAGAAGUUAUGCAAAUCUCGGCAUUGCUUUUGAUAGUCUGGGAGAGUUCAAAACAGCCAUCCAGUACCAUCAACGUCAUCUAGAAAUUGCCAAAGAAGUGGGAGACAAGGCCGGAGAGGGAAGAAGUUAUGGCAGUCUCGGCAACGCUUAUCAAGGUUUAGGAAAGUUCAAAACAGCAAUCGAGUACCAUCAACGUCAUCUAGAAAUUGCUAAAGAAGUGGGAGACAAGGCCGGAGAGGGAAAAAGUUAUGGCAAUCUCGGCAACGCUUAUCAAGGUCUACGACAGUUCAAAACAGCAAUCGAGUACCAUCAACGUCAUCUAGAAAUUGCUAAAGAAGUGGGAGACAAGACUGGAGAGGCGUGCGCACUCUGUUCCCUUGGAAGGAGUUUUGAGUGCCAAGGAAAUCUUAUGAUGGCCUUUGACUGUUAUUAUUCGAGUGUAGAAUUGUAUGAUGAUAUCAGGGCCAGUCUUCAACUCAACGAUCAGUGGAAGAUUUCUUAUCGUAAUCAGCACCAAGUAGCAUACAAAGGUUUGUGGCGUAUAAAUCUCAAUCGAGGUCAAGUUGUGAAGGCUCUUCUUGCCGCAGAGAAAGGACGUGCUCAAGCUCUGAGGGAUCUUAUGGUGACAAAAUAUCAGCCUGGAGAUUCUUUAACGCACAGCGCAUUCCGCAUUUCUCUGAGGUGGGUUCCAUUGAGCACAGUUUUUAUAUCUAUUAAUGGACCAUGCGUUUACUUCUGGGUUUGUCUCAGUGAAGAUAAUAUCCAGAUGAGAGAGGUACACGUCAACAAUUAUAAGUAUGAGGAUGAAUUGCAAUGUUUCAUCCGGCUUCUGAACAAAACUGCUCUGAAGGAAAUCGGUGUAAGAGAUACUGUUACAAUCGAAAAUCUUCCUCGUGAUUCGCCGACACAAGAGGAAGUGGCCAAUGAUGUGAUCCGAGUUGAUGUGAGACACUCCCAAUUAAGUGCUUCAAAGAAGCUGCAUGACAUCAUCAUUACUCCUAUUGCUGAUCUGAUCGAAGGCAACGAACUAACAUUCGUUCCUGAGGGGCCAUUUUGCCUUGUACCUUACGCAGCGUUGCAGGACUCCAACUCAUCAUAUCUAAGUGAUUCUUUCAGAAUUCGUGUGCUUCCCUCUCUGACGACGUUGCAACUAAUUCAAGAUUGUCCAGCUGACUUUCACAUGAAGACUGGUGCAUUACUUGUCGGCGACCCAUAUUUCAAACACAUCAUCUAUGAGGGAGGACUUUUGGUGCAACUUCCAGGAGCAAGGAAAGAAGUGGAGAUGAUCGGACGUAUCCUAAAUGUUUCCCCCCUCACUGGAGAAAUGGCAACAAAACAUGAAGUGUUAAAACGAAUAUCAUCAGUGGCGUUAGUUCACAUUGCAGCGCACGGUAAAAUGGAAACUGGAGAAGUUAUCCUGGCACCAAACACCACAAGAGAUAACCCUCAGCCGCAAGAGAAAGACUAUCUACUGACGAUGAAAGAUGUCAUAGAAGCUGGGUUGCGAGCACGUCUGGUUGUACUUAGCUGCUGUCACACUGCUCGUGGGGAGGUCAUGGCCGAGGGUGUGGUCGGCAUGGCGCGUGCACUUUUGGGUGCCGGUGCCAGAUCUGUUGUGGUAACCUUGUGGGCGAUUGACGACGAGGGAACCCUGGAGUUCAUGAGUUUCUUCUACGAUGCACUUGCCAAAGGCAAGAAGGCAAGUGAAGCUCUCAAUCAGGCCAUGAAGUGUAUGAGAGAAAUUGAAAAGUUCAAGGAGGUGAUUUACUGGGCACCAUUUGUACUCAUUGGUGACGACGUCAACCUGGAUUUCAAGGAUAUUUCGAAGCUGAAGCAA